CUUAAAUCUUUUAAUUGUUGCUCUUUUAGCUUUAAAUUUUAUGUCUUUCUCUUUUCCAAUUAGUCUUCUAAUUUAAAUCAUAUAAAUAAUCACAAUUAUCAAUUAAUCAAAUCUACCUCCAUCUCACUUUGAAUUCUAAUUCUAUUUAUCCAAAUAUAGAAUUACCACCUAAUAUCUCUCUAUUUUUGGGUUUUAUUCAACUUUUCCUGUUUCUUUUUAUCUUUAUCUUUAUCUUUAUCUUCUUGCUAAAAAAAAGCUUUGUGAAUCAAUCAUCUCUAUUUUCUAUAUCCUAUUUUAUUUUGUUUUUGUACAUUAUCCAUAUCUCAAUACUAAUUCCUAAUAAUGUCCGCAACAAGAAUUUCUCCAACCUAUAUUGGCUACGUUGGCUCAACUAAAGAUGCUUUACUCAUCAUCCAGGCUACUCUCAAUGGCAACUUGAGCACUGUCCCAAGAAGACCUCACGAUCGUGAAAGAUCUUCUUUAAUCCAAUCUGGCAACGUCUUCAUAUUCAUCGAAGAAAGAAGUGGCAUAAAAAGAUGGACUGACGGUGUUGCUUGGUCUCCCUCAAGAAUCUUAGGGCGUUUCUUAAUUUAUAGAGAACUAGAUCGUCAAGCCUUAACUGACAAAGAUUCUAAAAAAAUUGAUAAAAAAAAGAGAAGAAAAUCUUCUGUCAACUCUUCCCCUCAAAUCAACAACUCAAAUACCAACAAUAACACAUCCGCCAAUAACAAUAGUCAAAAUAAUAACCAAAAUAAUAACCAAAACACACACACAAACAACCCAAAUAACAACAGCUCACCAUCCACCGCUGCAUCCACUUCUUCUAGUAACAUCAACAACAACCCUCCAGCCAAUUCUUGGUCCUCAUCAAAUCCACCUGAAGUCCCCAACAGAUCUCUAGUCGGAUCCUUGGUUGCAUCUUAUGCUUUUAAAGAACAUGGUCUAAUCAAAAAAACUCUAUCUCUAACCAUCUCCCACCCUUCUCCAGUACCUUAUCAAGGUAGACCUGAAACUGCUCCAUCAACUUCAGAAACAAUACAUUUGGUUUCCUAUUACUCUGCUGAAGACGUCACCGCUGGUAAAUUAACAAGACCUUCUGAUGAUCCAAAAUUAAAGGUCUUGCAACUAUCUCCUGAAUUGUGGAAUGCUGUCAAAGAAUCUUCUCUUGGUGGUAAGAUUCCAAUUGAAGAUGAAGCAUUUUAUUACUUGGAUCACAAUAACCCAGCAUCUCUAUCAAUGGGUUUAGCAAACCCAAACAACAACCCAAACAAUCCAGUCUCCAUUAACGCUGCAAACGCCAUCAAUGCUGCUCAAUACAACAUGAUCCCUCAACAAGUCUUGCCUUAUCAAAACCCAACAAACAUGGUCACUGCCGCCAGCUUUCACAACGCUUCUUUCUCCUUACCUCCUCCUUUGCCCCAUCAUAUGCCGUUACCUCCUCAACAACAGCAACAAGCUCAACAGCAAGCUCUGGUUCAACUGCAACAGCAACAAUCUGCUGAUUCUUCAGCUCAGUCCCAAAACCCUCAAUCCAUUAUGCCAUUAUAUGCAAACCAAUUCCCCCCUCAACAAUAUCUAAAUAGCGCCAGAUAUUAUGGUCAAAACCCUCAACAACAACAACAGCAACAGCAACAACAACAAUCUCAAUCUGCUUCAAAUGAUAGCACAAACUCAAAUCAAAAUAAUCAAAAUAAUUUUAAUAACUUUGGUUCUCCUGCUAUCCAAACUCAAAAUUCAAACCAAAUUAAACAAGAAUAUAAUAAAGUCGAUUCUCCUUUAUCAAUGAAAUCUGGCACAACCGCCUCAAACCCUCCUAAUUUCUACUCCUUACCAACUAACGCUGCUGGUUAUUAUACAACUCAACAACAAGCUCAACAAGCUCAACAACAACAAACUCAACAAAACUCUCCCUACUAUAAUAAGCCAACUCAAUAUUCUCAACCCCAAUUUCAAAAUAGAUACUAUCCAUCUCAACAGAUUCAACCUCAACAACAACAACCUCAACAACAACCACAACAACAGCAAAAUGUAGUUAACAAUCCAAACCAAUCAAAUUCUGCUAAUUCUUCUGGUUCUCCAAAUGGUAAUUCUAAUCCAAGUAUUUCUUUAGAUGAUGGUUCAAAUCAACAAUUUAUGAACCCAAACUAUUCAAAUGUUUUAUAUCCUCCUCAUUAAUCUAUUUUUUUUUUUUUUGAUCUUUUAAAGAUUAAACCUUUUUUUCUCACUCAUUUUUUACCAACUUUAUU
Molecule: messenger RNA, 2246 nt
Organism: Ascoidea rubescens DSM 1968
Lineage: Eukaryota; Fungi; Ascomycota; Saccharomycetes; Ascoideales; Ascoideaceae
Product: Gti1/Pac2 family protein
Exons: 1
Coding region: 343-2175 (610 amino acids)
Molecular function (GO): DNA binding
Source: RefSeq, a predicted model, not a curated record